AUUGUAUUUGUGUGAGAACUGAAGAUUGAGACGUCAGACGUGAAUAAAGUAGUUGCGAAGUGCGGACUUGUACAAGCAAGACGCGAAUAUGAGUUCGAUGACUUUGAUUGGGCAAAGACUGUGUUUUUAAAAAUACUACAAAAAAUUAAAUGAAAAUAUUUAGGAAACCAAGUUUUUACUCGAUCCCAUUUUAUUAAUUUCAUCACGGAAUUCGUGUCGGUUGUUUUAUAUUGAAUUAGCUACGCGGAAUUGCUAAAAUGUCGCAGCCCAAACCAAAUGAAGUCAAAGUGUCGAAAUGGUAUUUCGGUGGAUUAGCAUCAGCUGGAGCCGCAUGUAUCACACAUCCUUUGGAUUUACUAAAGGUACAGAUGCAGACACAAAAAGGCAAAAAUAUAUCCAUGAUCCAACUCACAGGGAUUGUUAUUAGAAAUCAAGGUAUCACCGGCCUUUACAAUGGUAUAUCAGCUUCUCUCCUCCGUCAACUGACAUAUUCAACAGCCAGGUUUGGCAUUUAUGAAAUGGCUAAACAAUCCCUUGCUCCUAAAGAUGGCAGCCCAGUACCAUUCUUUAUGUCAGCAUUUCUGGCUGGGCUUGGAGGCUUCGCUGGAGGAUUUGUUGGGAAUCCAGCCGAUCUUGUUAAUGUUAGGAUGCAAAAUGAUGUAAAACUACCUCCAGAGCAAAGAAGAAAUUAUAAAAAUGCGAUUCAUGGAUUAUGGAGAGUGGCUGCGGAUGAAGGUGUCUUGCGACUUUGGGCUGGUGCAUCUAUGACAUGCAGUCGAGCUGUGCUGAUGACCAUCGGGCAGUUGUCUUUUUACGAUCAGAUUAAAGUGAUACUCCUUAAAACAUCCUACUUUGGAGACAAUGUUGUAACCCAUGUCACAUCCAGUUUAUUAGCUGGUGGCAUUGCGACUACGUUGACUCAGCCAGUGGAUGUUUUAAAAACGAGGGCCAUGAACGCGAAACCAGGCGAGGUGAAGAGUAUAUUCGCCCUCAUCAGAGCCACCGGCAGGGAAGGUCCUCUAGCAUUCUUCAAAGGAUACAUUCCAGCGUUCGCUAGACUUGCGCCUCAUACUAUUCUAACAUUUGUAUUUUUGGAACAACUUAGAAUGAAUUUUGGUGUGAUUAAAUUUAAUUAAUUCCCAUUUGUUAGAUUAAAAUAGUUUUUUGUAUAUAUUGCUAAUUUGGUGUAACUGAUUGCAAUUUUCUUUUACUUGCAUUUAGUUUUAGCGGUUGAGGAUUUGUAAGUUGUUUCUGUUUCCUAGAAUGCACAUAGGAACUUAUAGACUUUGUUACUGUGAACUCUCAUAAUUCGUGUAUGUCGCUUACAACUGCCAUGUUUAAUGUAACAAGUCGAAAAAUUAUUUAUUGAGAUAUUUUCCAGCAAUAAUUUAAGAAUUCUCGCAUAAUUUGUUGUUAGGUUGAUUGAACGACGAAGUCACGUUUGGUUAUGUAUGAAUUUGUGUAUAUAUUUGGAAAUACACAUUUUUAAAAAAUAACGAUAACAUAAAUAAUAAUGAUUACAUUUGACGAGAUUAAUUAAUUACACAAAUGAGAACAUUAUAGGGUGGUGUUAAGGAUAUUAUUUCUUUUGAAGAAUUUUUACUUUUGAGAAAUUUACAACUUUACUAUUAAAUAAGAAGUAACUCUGAAGGCUUUAAGGUAUG
Manduca sexta (tobacco hornworm) is the source of this 1664-nucleotide messenger RNA. RefSeq names its product mitochondrial dicarboxylate carrier (gene Dic1). The record is from RefSeq and is a predicted model, not a curated record. Gene Ontology annotation, biological process: succinate transmembrane transport; thiosulfate transport; malate transmembrane transport. Lineage: Eukaryota; Metazoa; Arthropoda; Insecta; Lepidoptera; Sphingidae. Bases 258 to 1136 code for a protein of 292 amino acids. Gene Ontology annotation, molecular function: malate transmembrane transporter activity; antiporter activity; oxaloacetate transmembrane transporter activity. The transcript has 6 exons.